AUGAUGAGAUCAUCCGACAGGCUGAAUGGCAACAAUGGAGAGAAUCGCAGGACCUUCUACUUCCAUGUGGAAACGCGGCAAACCACCUGGGAAGAUCCCUCGGAGCUCAUCAUGGGGCAGUUAGCCUUGGAGGUUGAAAUGCUGAACUUGGCCUUUGAUCUUCCAAGGACCCCCUCUGAGCCUGAAGGAUCACAGCCGAUAGCAGAAGUGGUUGAGGUGUCUGAGGAAACCUGCGAACAGUCUCAUCCUUCGACGGCCUCGGCCGCCUCGGCCCAAAGCUGGCUGCCAUCUCAAUUGCCAUCGCCUAGAAGGACCAGGCUCUCCGCAGCAUCUCUGGGGGCCAUGGAACAUCUGCAAGAGGCAUUGGUGAUUGCUGAGCCUGCAAUUGCCAACAUGGACCAGGAGGUAUGUGGCUAA
Cladocopium goreaui is the source of this 417-nucleotide messenger RNA. NCBI's taxonomy places the organism in Eukaryota, Dinophyceae, Suessiales, Symbiodiniaceae. The record is from the annotation of a GenBank genome assembly.